CAGGCUAUCCGGUGCACUCUGGUAAACUGCAGCUGCCAGCAUUUUAAACCCGGGAAAAUAAACCAGCGACAAUGUGACCAGUGUCGGCAUGGAUGGGUAGCGCACGCUUUAAGCAAACUAAGGAUCCCCAAUCUAUACCCAACAACCCAAGUAGAAAUAGUCCAGUCCAAUGUGGUUUUCGAUAUAAGCAGCCUCAUGCUGUAUGGAACCCAAGCCGUCCCUGUCCGUCUCAAAAUACUCUUAGAUCGGCUUUUCAGCGUCCUGAAGCAAGAAGAAGUGGUACAGAUUCUCCAUGCGCUUGACUGGACCUUGCAAGACUACAUACGUGGAUAUGUCUUACAGGAUGCUUCAGGAAAGGUGCUGGACCACUGGGGUAUCAUGACCAGUGAAGAAGAGCUGGCUACGUUGCAGCAGUUCCUUCGUUUCGGUGAAACCAAGUCCAUUGUGGAGCUGAUGGCCGUUCAAGAGAAAGAAGGGCAAUCCAUUGUAAUCCCCACAGCAGCACCCAAUAUGGAUAUUAGGGCGUUUAUAGAAAGUUACAAUCAGAGGAGUCCGAAUCUUCCUUCUUCUGUGGACAAGAUGAACCCCGUUAACAUUCAUCACUUUGAAAGCGUCGUAAACAAUAUGGCCUUUAUGCUGCCUUUUCAGUUUUUCAGUCCCAUACCUCCACCCCUGAUAGGUUCCCUGCCAGAAAGGCUUUUGAUGGAGCAAGCUCAGGACCAGAGCAGCGAACUUCAACAAGAUGUCCAGGUGCCAUUCUCCGAAAGCAGCUUCUUAAAUUCCAGCUCUUCGUUUCAAGCUGAAAAGGAAGAGGCCCCAAACGGUCCCGACAUCACUUCAAAUCCUGAGGACAGUAUUCCGUCAAGUGAGGCUAGUUCCCGAAAUAUGGUCACAAAGCUUGAAAUGAGCCGGGGAUCUCCGGAGAGCAAGUUGAAAUCCGCUGACAAAAAUGGAACCAGCACAAGGAAAGGGCGGGUAUACUGUACAGCAUGCGAGAAGACAUUUUAUGAUAAGGGGACUCUUAAGAUCCACUAUAAUGCUGUCCAUCUGAAAAUCAAACAUAAGUGCACAAUCGAAGGCUGCAACAUGGUGUUUAGCUCUCUGCGGAGUCGUAACCGUCAUAGUGCCAAUCCCAACCCAAGACUUCACAUGCCGAUGAAUAGAAACAACCGUGAUAAAGACCUGAGAAAUGGACUGACAAUUACUGGACUGGAAGACAACAAACGGACAGACUUUAACAUUUUACCUCCAGAUAACAGAUCGAUUUCAAGUUAUGCUCACUCUUGUACGGAUUCGAAAGCACAGCCGAAUUUUCACAGCACGGGACAAAACGGCAUACUGUUUCCAAACUUGAAGACCGUCCAACCAGUUCUUCCAUUCUAUCGCAGCCCAGUCACACCAGCUGAGCUUGCAAACACACCAGGUACGCUUCCUUCUCUACCUCUGGUUUCCUCAUCAGUACCCGAACCAUUGAAUUCUAAUGAGUCAGCCUUCGAUUUGCUACCCAAGAAGAAAUCUCGGAAAUCUAGUAUGCCCAUCAAGAUAGAGAAAGAAGCUGUUGAAACGACUAGCGCAACCAACGAGGUUGCCAGCUCGGAAGAUGACAUGCCUCCACAUGCGGUAAGUGCAGGGCAUGUUGAGAUGCGCGUGUCUAGGAUAGAAACAGAUAAGAAUCACCCAGUGGAAAAGCAAUCCCAUUCAGGUAACCCAUGGAAAUCCAUUUCUGAGGUUGGAGAGCCAAAAUAUUUCAAAUCUGUUAAGCCAAAUGACACAUGCAACGACAUGGACAGAUCACACCACCCCGAAAAAGAGGAGAAGCCAGAACAAAGUCAAGUGUUAAAAAUGGUUUCUCAUCAAAAAGUAUAUGAAGAACCCAGCCAGCACAGGGACAUGAUCAAAGCAGUGACUGAAUCACAAGUCUAUUUUAAAGAGCAGUUGAAUUACAGGAUUCCUAUCAAUGACUGCACUGGAUUGCAACACCAAUUGCUGAUUGGGGCAGGUUUCAACACAUUGACCAAACAGGGUGUUGCCAUUUCUGAUUUUGAAGACUUUAAAGCUAUGGAUCAUGUCAGUCAACAUGCGUUAGGGAUUCAGAAGGAAGACAGUCGCUUCCAUUGUGACAUCUGCCAGAAGACCUUUAAAAACCCAUACAGUGUAAAAAUGCAUUUUAAAAACGUUCAUCUGAAAGAAAUGCAUAUUUGCACAGUUGAGGGUUGUAAUGCUGCUUUUCCGUCUCGUAGAAGUCGAGACAGACAUAGCUCAAACCUAAACCUUCACCAUAAGCUUUUGACCAAAGAUCCUCUGGAAGUCAAGAACAACCAUUUCAAUGCAGCGUACCUCUUGAAGGACAUGGCUAAAGAUGUUUGCCCAGACAACUCUUUGAAAGGUCACACAGGACAACAGACCUCUGUCAUAUUUAAAGGCAUGAACAGGACUGGUAGCCUGGUUUUCCCAAUGAGCAAGACUGUAGAGUCCUACCCCGAGAGCCACAGGUAUCAUCCAGAGAAUGACGGAGCUGUCCUGGAUUUAAGCACUACAUCUAGCGUCAAGUCGGAGAGCAGCACACAUUCCUCUUGGGAUUCUGACGGUGGCAACGACGAAGGCCUCGGGCCUUUGGAAGACAGCGACGAAAGUAGCGAAAGCACCGGGUUUGCACCAAAUGAAGAGCUCUAUCAGGAUUGUAUUCUUACGGAUAAGACUAACCCAAGUUUCUCGAAUAUCCCUUCCGGUUUGUCGAUCACCUGUCACCUAUGCCAAAAAAGUUACAGUAAUAAAGGAACCUUCAGGGCCCAUUACAAAACCGUGCAUCUCCGGCAGCUACACAAAUGCAAAGUCCCCGGAUGCAACACCAUGUUUUCAUCCGUUCGCAGCCGAAACAGGCACAGCCAGAACCCUAAUCUACACAAGAGCAUGGUCAGAUCGACAGAUAGCCCCAAGUAACGUCUCACCCGUCUGUAGUGGUUUAUGUUCUAUCUUA
Messenger RNA from Euleptes europaea (tarantolino), 2977 nucleotides. It is a transcript of the gene BNC1, whose product is annotated as basonuclin 1. Bases 196 to 2940 code for a protein of 914 amino acids. Gene Ontology annotation, cellular component: nucleus. The record is from RefSeq and is a predicted model, not a curated record. NCBI's taxonomy places the organism in Eukaryota, Metazoa, Chordata, Lepidosauria, Squamata, Sphaerodactylidae. The transcript is spliced from 4 exons. Gene Ontology annotation, biological process: regulation of transcription by RNA polymerase I.